This is a messenger RNA of Lactuca virosa, 585 nucleotides long. The record is from the annotation of a GenBank genome assembly. Lineage: Eukaryota; Viridiplantae; Streptophyta; Magnoliopsida; Asterales; Asteraceae.
AUGAGAAGGGUGUUUACUAUGAACAACUGCAAGGAGCUGAUGCAAGAAUAUCUUGGUUCCUUGGAGGAAAUUGUGGAUACCUAUGACUUACCAGUUAACAACAAUUUCCAUGAAAUGCUGCAACAAAACAAGAUUCUGCAAGGCAUAAGGAAGAAACACAUCGAGAAAUACAUUGAAAUGUUCAAUGAGAUCAUUGAAAAUAAGAAAGAGGGAAAAGCGGUGGUGAUAGCUAAUGAUAGGAAUUCUGCACAAACUCCUCACUCCGAAUUAAUUAAGGAUGGUAGAUUUAGUGAGGCUAAAGAAUCAAAAGAGGGUCAAAUAGAAGUGCAUCUUUUGGGAUGGGGUAUUGCUAAGGCUCUAGUCAAGUUCAAGAAGGCUGAUGGUUCUAGUGACCGGUACUUGCCCCCGUGUUUGAGUAUUAAUGAAAAUGGGAAGACUGAUGAAUCUGUUAAGAUGAACUUGGGGAUAGAUGAGCAAGUGGGUGGAAUAAGUAUCUCGACUGCAGAUCAUUAUAAGGAUGAGGAUAAGAUAAAAGGACCAACCGGAAGAAUCAGGAUGCUAUACAUCAUUUAUUAUCCACCGUGA